Molecule: messenger RNA, 3803 nt
Organism: Hermetia illucens (black soldier fly)
Lineage: Eukaryota; Metazoa; Arthropoda; Insecta; Diptera; Stratiomyidae
Product: aspartic and glutamic acid-rich protein
Exons: 9
Coding region: 472-2649 (725 amino acids)
Source: RefSeq, a predicted model, not a curated record
GAUAAGCGAAAGCCAUAAGUUCUGUCACUUAAAAGUCUGAAUUCCUCUAGAGUGGCUCCUAGAAUCGUGACGAGGUUUCUAUUCGGACAAUAAAAAGCCAAGGGUUAUUGAAGAAAGCAUUUUUUCCUCUUUCUUUCAAUCAAUGUGGGAAAAUAGCCUCUAAUAACUUACUCGCGUUCUCACCCUUUUCAUUUUCAAAACCGGAAAAGGUUGUACUUUACUUUCAACGUAGUUUUCUUUGUUGUGUAUAACAUGAAAAUUCCGACGGACUGAAUAACAAACAUAAUUUCAAUCCUACAAGUGGGUGUCAUUUUUUUCUAAGCCGCAAGUGCUUCUAAUAAAUUCAUUGUGUGAAAUUUUAAUCCAGUGAUAGUAGUUAGUGUGGAAUAGGUGGAAAAUCGUUUGGAAGGAACGAAAAAGCUUUCAGGAAAUAUCUUUUUGCGGAGGUGGUAAAAUUUGUGCGGUCCGAUAAUGGCCGAGAAACUUCUGCUUCUCCUUCUUAUCUAUUUGGGAACUGAAAUAUUAGCGCAACCUACAUCAUAUUCUCUGCAAGAAGCUGUUGAUGCUUUGCGAAGACGUGAAGCACAAUUAGCCUUAAGGAACAAUUUCAAUGAACCACCGCCUUCACAUUUCAUGCCAGCCCCUUCUGAAGAAGAGGAAUAUUGGGGUCAAGAGCCCGUAUCAUCACCAUCAAUUCAUGUAAAUCGACAUCAAUUGAAUAAGCUUCUUGCAAGAUACUUGGCUCGUGACGAUGAUGAAAGAGAACAUGAUGGCGGAUUAGGGACAUAUGAACCAGAUUUCGACGACGACAACUAUAUACCAGAGGAGAGAAAACGAUCAUUUUUCCGUGAAAGAGGCAGCAAAUAUGAGCCACCAUACGCUUCAGUGUUUCGUGAACGUGAACUUGCUCCAUACGAAACGCCUGAGUUAGCUGAAGAGUUCCUAAGAGAAAUCGAACAUGAAAAAGAUCUAGAAAGAGAGCAAAAGUACAAGGAAGCUUUGCAGAAACUUUGGGAAAAAUACGAGCAACAAGAAAAUGAAAUCAAAGAAGAUCUUUUUGAAGAUGAGAAGAAAAAACGUCAGCUACUUCCCUACAUCAGUCCCAUGGAGAAAAAAAGAUCUUAUCCAGUUUUACCAUGGUUGCCAGCAUCCCGGAAGAAGCGAUUUCCAGUAACAAAACGGUCGCCACGAGCUUCAAAUGAAGGAACAUUCGGAGCAUCUGGAACUGAUGAAAGAGUUGCACAUGAUCUGGAGGCAAUUUUUAGUGAACCGAAUGAUGAUAAAAAGAAACGUUCUGCAGAGAAUGGCCCGUUAACUACACCUGAAUCUACUGGGGAGAAUAACGUUGAUAAAAAGAGUAUGACACCUAAACCUCAUGGCAAUGAACACAAUCAUCACGGUAGCCACGAUGAAAAUAGCUCUGAAGAGGAUUCUCACGAAGGUCAUGAUCACGCCCAUGAUCAUGAUCACGAGGAAGAUGAAGAUGAUGAUCAUGAUUUUGAUGAUGAAGAUGAGGAAGAUCGAAAAAAGAAACGUGAGAUAGCUGCAAAGAAACGAUCAACACAGGAAAUCUUAAGGGAGGAUCAAAUUAUCCCUGGCGAUUUGAGCAGUUUAAAAAAGAAAUCCGUGGACUGGUCCAAAUAUUUUGGCAUGGACCGGAGGAAGAAGUCAGAAAAUUGGUUCAUGCGAAAUAGUAACGAAGUAAAAAAGCGAAGCCCUAUUGAUGAAGACGACAAGCGGAAGAAAAAAAGCGAUGUCGAUGAAGAAAAACUGGACAAUAUGGACAAGAAGUUGAAGACUAUCGAAGACCUUAUUAUUGAUGAAACUGUAAAGUAUACCGGUGCCCAUGAAGGAAUUUCUGAUCCAGAUGAAAUUCGCCACCUCAAAGACCAUGUCGUUUCGAAAUUGGCAACUGCAUAUAGUUUAGAGAAAAUGCGAAGAGCACUUGAUAAGCUGAAGCAAUCUAUUGAUAAUGAGAACCACUUGCAACGAAAUGAAAUUGAAUCUGAAACAGGCAUCGAAGACAAGGAGAAGGAGAAACGAAUAGCUGUUAAGAAGGAGAAAGCCGAAUACGAUAACAAUCAUUUCCCCCCUUUUACUUCCAGACAUUCUAGCGAACAACCGGAAGAGAAAAGUCAUGAGUCCACACCAAAUGAAUUGGAUGAAAAUGACGACGAUAAGAAAAAGAAGAAGAAAAGAAACGGGGGCGGGAUCCCCCGUCAUCACUCCGAUUUGAAUUUAAGCGAUUUCGAAGAUGAAUUGGGCGCAGGACAUUUCGAACCCCAAUUAUAUGAUGGAUAUUCAGCAGGCAGGAAUUACAAUUAUUUGGAUAGUUCUCAGUGUCCUAUGUUGGAUGCAAUGGCGGAAAGGUGUCGCAAUGUGGAUCUAAUAAGUGGCGAUAUCCGUCAAGAGUUUUUGCCGAUCUGUGGUGUACAUCAGCUAUGCUAUUUGUGUGGCACUUCCCAGACGGCAUGUGAUUUUCAAUAUCUUUCUGAAGCUGAUUCCCUAUGUGGCAGGAACAAUGAUUGCCAGUCCGCUGCGCGGGCUGCACUCAUGAUCCUACGUGGUACUCCCGGGCCACAGUUAGGUCCCAAGGAAUGUAUGAGAAACAAUUGCCUAUAUCGGGCCAUGAAGGAAAUCGGGCUGUAAAUUCUCACACUUAGUGCUGGUUUUUAUUAGCGCAUUUAGAUAUAUAUUAAAUGAAUCGAAACUAAUUGACAUAGAAACUUAUUUGAAACUACAUAUGUAUUUUUAAUCAUGCAUCCAUCUGACUUGUCUUUGUGAGAAAUUGAAUAACUACAUGUGUAAAUUGCUAAUCUGAACGAAAAAGUUAUGGUAGCAAAUAUUGGAAAGAAUCAUAACAUUUAAGUAAUAUGACAACUAUAAUUGGAUUUUCAUUGAAUCAAAAUUGCUGCUACAUAUAAUGUAAAGAAUUUACAUUUGGAAUAAAUAAAUCUUAUAUAUUAUAAAUUAUUAUUGAAAUAUACAUAUACUUCUAUACACUUAAAAAUAUAUAUACAUACAUGUCUGUUCUGUUAGACAAGUACAUUUAAAAGAUAAUAUAUAGAUACCCUAAAAUUAUAUAAACUAUAAUGAAAAAGGGAAAGGAAGGGAAUAUUUUUUAGAGGAAUUUUAACAAGACAUUUCAAUAUUACGUUUAUUGAACAAAGAAUAUCCGCACUAUUUGGAAAAUUCAAACUCAAAUGAAUGGAACUUUUCGCGAAAGGUGGAUUACAAGUAACAAUAAAACAUGCUAAUAUAAAUCAUUCUUGAAUCAUCAAAUUGUACAUCUACUUACAUAAAAAAGUAUUAAGAUAGGUAUCUAAAAUAUAAAUGAAAGCAAGACAACGGCAGCUACUUAUCUUUUAUGUUGACAAUAAGAAUUGUUCCAGAUAUUUUGCGGUACAUAAAGCUACCUAAAUUGAACCUUUUUCCAUUGGUUAAUUUUUCUCCCUAAAGAUGAAUUUGAAAAAAAAGAUAUUGUAGAAAAAUAAACCCCACUCCCCCGUCUCCUAGCUUUUUUUGAAGGUCUAUUUGGCCCGAGAACCAUGUAUUUGUAAAUCACACAGAGUCUUUGCAAGAGUCACGUUAAUGUUGUCAAAAUAUAAAGAACAAACCUCUACUUGAACACAUUUUGAGGUUUGAUCACUCUACUCUGUUAUUCUUUGUAUGCUUCUUAUUGAAUGAUAAAAUAAUGGAAAGAAGUUUAAAAAUAGUAAAUGUAAUUGUCAUUGAAAUCCAAAGGAUAAUACGAAAAUAUGAAUAUUCAAUAAAAGAUCGAAUUCUCUGAGAAACUGUUCACU